CAAAUGGCAUCUUAAAAUAAUUUCUUUGUGCUUCUCGAUACUAUUACAGUUUCGAGAUUUGUCCAAUCAUGAAGGGAACAAUUUUUUGUGUGGUCCUAAUUGCUUGCGUUCUAACAACUGCUGCUGAUAAAUAUAGUCACUUAGGUGAAGCCGUGAAAGAAUGUGGUGCUGAACAUGGCGGGCCAAACGAAAUCAAGGGACCGAUGGAUCUACAAAAACAUGGAGCGACAGCCUUCUGUAUAUUGAAUAAGGGUGAAAUAAUAACCGAAAACGGAGAUAUCAUUGAAAAUACUGUAAGAGAAAUAUAUCGAAAUAUUUAUGCCACUGAAACAGAAGUAGAUGCAGUAAUUCACAAAUGUGGAACUAAAAAUGGAAAAACUCGCGAAGAGGUUGCUUUUAAUUUGUUUGCUUGUUUCGAGCAUCUUCCUCCAGAAACAAAAAAAAAAACGUGAGAAAGUUGUAAAAGUUUUGUUAUAAAUAAAAUUAUAUUUUGAUUUUAA
Diabrotica virgifera virgifera (western corn rootworm) is the source of this 500-nucleotide messenger RNA. RefSeq lists its product as uncharacterized. NCBI's taxonomy places the organism in Eukaryota, Metazoa, Arthropoda, Insecta, Coleoptera, Chrysomelidae. The transcript has 2 exons. The record is from RefSeq and is a predicted model, not a curated record. Bases 69 to 452 code for a protein of 127 amino acids. Gene Ontology annotation, molecular function: odorant binding.